This is a messenger RNA of Epinephelus moara (kelp grouper), 1430 nucleotides long. RefSeq lists its product as uncharacterized. Bases 108 to 1430 code for a protein of 440 amino acids. NCBI's taxonomy places the organism in Eukaryota, Metazoa, Chordata, Actinopteri, Perciformes, Serranidae. The record is from RefSeq and is a predicted model, not a curated record. The transcript is spliced from 4 exons.
CAACGAAGAAGAAGAAGAAGCAGGCAAAGAAGAAGAAAUAACCGGAAGUACUUGGCUGCUGCGGUGCUGCUAAUGGCUAACCGCUUUGACAGCCCAGAUUUUGACAAAUGGAGGAUCAUAAUUAUCAUUUAGCAGAAGAGAAAGCGAAGGAGCGGGAACUGUCACCGUCACGGAAGCGGAAACACAAAGAAGAAAAACGGAAUCGGGUCAUUCGGCUGCAGAAAACGAGGGUAAACAUCGGUGUGGCCUUUCCUAAAUGGAAAUCUCUGAUGAGGGAAAAAUGUUUUCAAAGUGACGCUGACGUUGCUUGUUUUCUGUUGGAAAGCCACGCGAGAAGCAUCGCAGCACCGACGACCAUGAAGAGAAAACCUUCACAGGUCACAGCUCCAGCAGUGUCGAGCUCUGGAUCUUCCAGUGGGACAGAAAGUUUUGGACGGCUUUACAAGAGAAACGGCAAAAUCUACAGCGUCUACACCCUGAAAUCUGAUAAAGCCUCCGGACACCUCUCUGAGUGGCAAACAAGGAUUGUGAAGAGGAGGAUCACAGGUGAAGAGGGGAUGCCUCAGUGGAGGAACCUUCAAACAGAUGAAGAGCCCAGAAGGCUGGAUGUGGUGCCCCCCACACCUGCAGCAGCCACAUCAGGACUGGUCCAGAGACCUGUCGGGACAGAUUCAGAUGUCCAGCAGCUGUUGGUGAUUCAAGAUGUUCCCCCUGAGUGGAGCCCCAGCCUGGACCAGGAGGACCCAGGGCCCCUCCAAAUAAAAGAGGAGCAGGAGGACCCAGUGCCCCUCCACAUAAAAGAGGAGCAGGAGGACCCAGAGCCCCUCCACAUUAAAGAGGAGCAGGAGGAAGUGUGGAGCAGUCCAGAGGGAGAGCAGCUCAGUGGGCUGGAGGAGGCUGAUAUCACCACGUUCACUUCUGUUGCUGUGAAGAGUGAAGAUGAUGAAGAGAAACCUCAGUCCUCACUGCUUCAUCAGAGCCAAACGGAGGACAGCAGAGAGACAGAGCCUCCAACCAGCAGCUCAGCUACGCAGAUAAAAACAGAAACUGAUGGAGAGGACUGUGGAGGAUCAGAAUCAGCCAGGAACUUUGAUCCACAUGGUCAUUCACAACCAAAUACUGAUGAUGAGAAGGCUUCAGACUCUUCUGAGACUGAAGACAGUGACAUUGAUUGGCAGGAACCCAUGUCAGAUUCUGGGUCUGAGACUGAAGACAGUGUCAGUGGUUGGAAGGAGACCAGGACAGCUGAGUCUGCUGUAAAUGUUCUGAAAUAUAAAGAAGCCCCUGUGAGUGAUGACGGAUGUGACACUGGCAAAAAAUCCUUCAGCUUCUUUGACUGUACUAAACGAUGUUACCACAGAGGGUUUCUGCAGAGACACAUGAAAUCUCAUUUUGGAAAAAGGNAACCAGCAGCUCAGCUACGCAGAUAA